AACAAAAAUUUCUAAAAAUUCCUGCAAAAUGGCCAAGCAAAUCUUACGCCACCACCGUUCUCUCAUCACAGCCUUACUUCCCCGCCGGCUACUCUCAACCACCACCGUAGCUCCACCUCAGACCUCCACCCCCACACCCAGAACUCCACUAGUAAAACAAUUCGAAACAUGGGUCGAAACCCUAAAACCCGGAUUCACCCAUCACGACGUCGUACAAGCCUUACGUUCUCAAUCAGACCCAGAUUUAGCUUUCGAUAUCUUCCGCUGGACCGGCCAACAACGUAAUUACAAACACAACAGCAACACUUACUUAACCAUGAUUCAAAUAUCUGUUUCCAACAAACGAUACAAUCACGCCGAAACCUUAGUUGAAGAAAUACUCGCGGGCGCGUGUCCAGACACCACGCGCCCCCUGUUCAAUUCAGUCAUUAAGUUCUGUUGUGGCCGUAAGUUUCUUUUUAACCGUGCAUUUGAUGUCUAUAAGAAAAUGUUGACUAGUGUAGACUCGAAACCUGAUUUAGAGACUUAUAAAAUGUUGUUAGAUUCGUUACUUAGACGGUUCAAUAAUGUGAAUGUAUGUUAUGUUUAUUUACGCGGCGUAAAAUCGUUGCAUAAACAAAUGAAGGCGUGUGGUGUGGCGCCGGAUACUUUUGCUUUGAAUAUGAUAAUUAAAGCACACGCCAAAUGUGGUGAGGUUGAUAAAGCGGUUAGUGUUUUCUGUGAGAUGGGGUUGUAUAGGAACGAGCCGAAUUUGUAUAGUUAUUGUUAUUUGAUUCAUGGGUUGUGUGAGAAAGGGAGAGUGGAAGAAGGGUUGGGGUUUUAUAAGGAAAUGAGAGGGAAAGGGUUGGUGCCGAAAGGGAGUAGUUUUAUGAUUUUGAUUUGUAGUCUUGCGAUGGAUCAGAAGUUUGAGGAGGCGGUUGAGGUUGUUUUUGAUAUGGUGAGGGAGUCGAUGUCGCCUGAUUUGUUGACAUAUAGGACGUUACUUGAAGGGUUGUGUAGGGAAGGUAGGGUUGAUGAUGCGUUUGAUGUUCUUGAAGAGUUUAGGAAGAAAGAUAGUUUUAUGAAUGAGAAGACGUAUAAGAGUUUGCUUAAUGGGCUGCAUUAUGCGAGCUAGUUAAGAUCGAUUGGGUAAAUUUGCAUUGAGAGGCGGGAGUUGAAUAUAGCUUUAUACCCGGUGUUUAUCAAACCUGAUUGGUUGAGUAUGUUGACUGUUAUGGUCAGUGCUGCCGACAUUUGUUCAAGUGUUAUGAGUUGAAUCUUUGGAGCACAUAACAAUUGAAACUCUGGGUAAUAGGGCUGAAUUUGCUUAUGGGCGACGGAUCAUCUGUAUUUUUAUUUGUGCUUCAGUGCACCUGAAAGAGAAUAUAGGGGACUAGCAUUAUGGGCUACGGAUAAACUUCAUAUUUAAGUUGGAACAUUGUAUUUUGAAGGCAUACUUCAAUUGUUAAGCAGAAAAUUUCUUUCUUUAGCAUACUUGUUGAUCUGUCUAACACUGCAGUUGGAUAUUAAAUCAUGAGCAGAUGCUUGUAACUUUGUAAGUUGAUGUUUUUGCAUGUUGAGAAUAAAUAUAAUAGAAUUGCGCAAA
Molecule: messenger RNA, 1585 nt
Organism: Erigeron canadensis
Lineage: Eukaryota; Viridiplantae; Streptophyta; Magnoliopsida; Asterales; Asteraceae
Product: pentatricopeptide repeat-containing protein At3g25210, mitochondrial
Exons: 1
Coding region: 29-1114 (361 amino acids)
Molecular function (GO): protein binding
Source: RefSeq, a predicted model, not a curated record